AUGGCUCGUUAUGAAAGAUUUGAUGAUGAUACCCCGGCACCAAAAUUUACUAUUGUAACACGAUCAAAUAAUGAAAAAGUUGAUUUAUUUGUUUCACCAGAUAAAACAUUAUCAAUUGAAGAUGAAACAACAACACGUCAUGCACUUAUAACAUUAAAUAUCAUAUCAAUUUUUGUUAGUACAGUUUGUGGUUUAAUAACGUUUUUCUUAGCUGUUGAAGAACAAUCAGUAUCAGCACUUGGUUUUGCUGUUGAUACUAUUCUUGAUGUAUUAGCAUUUUUAACUAUUAUAUGGCGUUUUACAAGUUCAGAUGAACAAGCAAAACGAGAAAAUUACGUAUUAAAAAUAUUGGCAAUACUUUUUUUUAUAUCCGGUUUUGGUGUAUUUAUUGAUUCAGUACUUGAUAUACGUAAUCAAAUUCAUCCAAUACCAAAUCAUUAUUUAGCUGUUGCUGUUACAAUUCAAACAUUUAUAUUUUUUUGUUUAGCAUUUGGAAAAUAUACAGUAGCAAAAAAACUUAAUGUUAUAUCAGCAUAUUCAGAUGCAUUCAAUACAUUUAUAUCUGGUUUAAUGGCAUUGUCAGUCGUUAUUAGUAUAAAAAUUUAUUAUUCAAAUCAAAAUAUUUGGUAUAUUGAUCCAAUAAUGGGAAUGUUUAUUUCAACAAUAAUUAUGGUAUAUGGAAUUUGGAUGAUGUUUAAAUCAUUUAAAAUUAUUUAA
Molecule: messenger RNA, 717 nt
Organism: Rotaria sp. Silwood2
Lineage: Eukaryota; Metazoa; Rotifera; Eurotatoria; Philodinida; Philodinidae
Source: the annotation of a GenBank genome assembly